UACAAUGUGGCGCUGCGAGGUCCUCCUGCUCUCACAGGGCGCAUGAGAGCCGCUGCAAGCCGGAGCAGAGAGAUUCCCAGUCAGUGCUGAAGUCAGUCUACCUCCCACAGCCACCAUGAGAGUCCUCCUGCUCCUCUGCAUGCCAGUCCUGCUGCUCGGCCAGGCUCAGUACCAGGAACCCUUUCCAUUUCUGGAGGACUACGGGCCGGAUUACUUCCCAGAGACUCCAGAGUCCGACAAUCUUCCGGGAACGUUCCAGCAGCAGGUUCGACAGGAACCAGUGGUCCGUCCAGAGAAAUCAGGGUCUGAUUUGGAGACGGAGCCCACGGAGCCCGGCCCUCUCGACUGCAGAGAGGAGCAGUAUCCCUGCACCAGGCUCUACUCGGUCCACAAGCCGUGCAAGCAGUGCCUCAACAACCUCUGCUUCUACAGCCUGAGACGGGUGUACGUCAUCAACAAGGAGAUCUGCGUGCGGACCGUGUGCGCGCACGAGGAGCUGCUCAAAGCGGACCUGUGCCGGGACCAGUUCUCGCGCUGCGGCGUGGCGGCGCUGAGCGGACAGUGCUCGUCGCUCGGCGGCAGCUGCGGGAGGAGCUGCGGGGGCUGCUGAUGAUAUCGGGGGACUUCACCUGCCCAGAUGCACUGCCGCCAUUCUCGUCUUGGUCCUCCUUGUGUCUCCUCCCUCCCGUCCUCUGUAGCACUCAUUACUCUCGUUUUGUUUUUUUGUUUUUUUACGGAUAAAUAUACUCCAAGGAACAUUGAUGAUUGUAUGAAUCACUGGUGCUAUAAAACUAUUAGUGGUGCACAUAAAACUGCAGAACAUCUUGUUUCUUUUUUUUAAUUGCAUACUGUACCAUAUUAAUCUCAUGCUUUGUGUGUUUUUUUUUUGUUUUUUGUUUUUUGGAUAUGUUACUGUAUUUGUGUUGAGAAGCAGUCAUUGGCAUGAUGACCAGCUCAUCAGUGGGGGGGGCCACAGCGCACUGACAUCCCAUAAAACUCAUCACUUUCCAGCCUUCCACUGUCUCACUGUUGAAGAUGAGGCAGCGGGCGUUGAGUGACCUCAGUUUUUGUACUACUGCCACCUGGAUCUGUGCAUCGCAGCUGAGCCGUGGCAACUCACGCUUUGAAAAAGGCAUCUCACGAAUGGCCUCUGUACUACUGCUUCAUCAAACUGUCACUAUAAAGA
Salarias fasciatus (jewelled blenny) is the source of this 1186-nucleotide messenger RNA. It is a transcript of the gene mfap2, whose product is annotated as microfibril associated protein 2. Lineage: Eukaryota; Metazoa; Chordata; Actinopteri; Blenniiformes; Blenniidae. The coding region runs from base 116 to 610 and encodes 164 amino acids. Gene Ontology annotation, cellular component: microfibril. The record is from RefSeq and is a predicted model, not a curated record. The transcript is spliced from 9 exons. Gene Ontology annotation, biological process: embryonic eye morphogenesis.